AUGGUGUCGUUCCCGCGCCUCUCUGAGUCGUUCUUUGGUGUGCCAGGGACAAACGCCACAUACGACUAUGUCAUUGUGGGCGGCGGAACGGCCGGGCUGACGCUCGCGACACGGCUUGCAGAGGCCAAUGCCAGCGUUGCUGUCGUCGAGGCCGGCGGCUUCUACGAGACGGACAACGGCAACCUCAGCGUUGUGCCUGGCUAUGCAACCUACUUCACGGGCAGCGAGCUGAAUAACUUCCAGCCAUUGAUCGACUGGGGCAUUGCCACAACGGAACAAGCUGCGCCGAUAUCACGAAGGCUUCAUUAUGCCCGCGGAAAGACACUGGGCGGCUCCAGCGCGCGCAAUUACUUCCUGUACCAGAGACCAACUAUCGACAGCAUGCAGAAGUGGGCGGACGAGGUGGACGACGACAGCUUUACCUGGGACAACAUGCUUCCCUACUUCAAAAAGUCCGUCAACUACACGGCCUUUUCCAACAGCUCCUACACCAACUCGUCCAACCUGCAGGACCCGGCAGCCUUCUCUCCAAGCGGAGGGCCCGUCCAGGUCUCCUUCAGCAACGCGGUGGAUCCCUUUGGAACCUGGGCACGACUUGCUUUUAUCAAGGCUGGCAUGCCUCAGAUUACCGGUCUCAGCAGCGGAAAGCUGAUUGGGUCUGCCUACGCUGCCCUGACGGUCGAUCCCACCAACGGACAGCGGUCCUCGUCCGAGUCUUCGUUCUUGCACGCAGCCAUCGACGCCAAAUUGCCUGGCCUGACCGUGUAUAAGAACACGUUCGCGACUCAAAUCCAAUUUGCAAGCAACAGCACCACCCUUGCCACCGGCAUCUCUGCCCUCACAGCAGGAACCUUCGGCACGGGCUCUGUCGAAUUCACCCUCACUGCCAGGAACGAGGUGAUCCUGUCUGCUGGCGCAUUCCAGUCUCCCCAGCUUCUGAUGGUCUCGGGCAUUGGCAACUGUACCGAGCUGGGCGAGUUUGGCAUCGAGUGCCGUCGCAACCUGCCAGGCGUGGGCAACAAUCUCUGGGACCAUCCCAUCUUUGGCUCUGCUCGUCGAGUCAAUGUCCAGACGGGGUCUGCCUCAGUCAACAACCCGAGCCUCGCAGCUACACUCGUGGCCGAGUACCUCAGCACAGCCGGCGGACCGCUCAGCAUCUUUGGUCCAGGCUACUACGGAUGGGAGAAACUACCCGAGCCGUACCGCAGCAACCUCACCAACAGCACCCGCGCGGCCCUCGACGCAGCCUUCCCGUCCGACUGGCCCGAGAUCGAGUGGCUCCCCGUCGCAGCCUACAACGGCGACAACGAGAACAAGCAGACUGCCGAUCCUAAGGACGGGCACAACUAUGCCACCAUCAACGCCUGCCUGGUCGCGCCUCUGUCCCGCGGCACCGUGAAGCUGGCUGGACCCGACAUGCUGACCCUGCCCGAGGUCAACCCGGGUUGGCUCUCCAGCCCUGCGGAUCUAGACCUGUCAGUGCAGGCCUUUAGGCGCCAGCGUGCCAUCUGGGACUCUCUGGCGGAGAUGGGCGUUGCCGACACCGAGGAGGCUUAUCCUGGUUCGUCUGUGCAAACCGAUGACGAAAUUAAGGCGUGGAUUGGGGAGAGCAUGACCACGGUGUACCACGCCAGCGGCACCUGUAAGAUGGGCGUGGCCACGGAUGCGUCUGCUGUGGUGGACAGCGACGGUCUCGUCUUUGGGUUCGAGAACCUGCGGGUGGUGGAUACGAGCGCCAUGCCCUUCUUGACUCCUGGCCAUCCGCAGAGUGUUGUCUAUGCCAUGGCUGAAAGGCUGGCCGACGUCAUAUUAGAUCAGAACUGAUGGAUACCAUCUACGAUGGAUCAUGCCUGAAUAACACAUAUCUUAUUCUUC
Molecule: messenger RNA, 1875 nt
Organism: Cryphonectria parasitica EP155
Lineage: Eukaryota; Fungi; Ascomycota; Sordariomycetes; Diaporthales; Cryphonectriaceae
Product: putative GMC oxidoreductase
Exons: 2
Coding region: 1-1824 (607 amino acids)
Biological process (GO): secondary metabolite biosynthetic process
Molecular function (GO): oxidoreductase activity, acting on CH-OH group of donors; flavin adenine dinucleotide binding
Source: RefSeq, a predicted model, not a curated record